UUGACAAUGUGGGAGACAAACUUGGGGACGGUGAGACGUUUGGCCAGUGCACACCUUCAUCCUUGGGAAAUACCUGCAACAAACAACUGGGGGAAAUGUAAGAAAAUGGGGAAAUUGAAUUUAAAAAAAAAUAUAAGAGCAACUGAAAAUGGGUUGCUUCCUGCAAGACACUUCCUGCUUUCUUAAUUUAUAAAAAAAAAUAAGAGAAGUCACAGAGAGAGGGAGACAGGGACAGAGAGCUGGCCAGCGCUUUGGGUCCGGGCUUUGUUCGCAGCUGCUGCUCACGCGCUUUAUUGCGCGUUCCCGGGACUGGAGCCGCUAACGGGAGUGGGCGGGCGGGCGGUCGGUCACGGAGCUCCGGGCGGAGGCAAGCGGCAAGAGCGAUGGCCGAGAGGAGGAGGGCGAGAGACGGCCUGGUCUAGACUAACGGGUCAGAGUGACAGUCAAGGCAGCGGGUGAGAUGGUCGGCGCGGCGGUGGCGGCCGUGGUGCCCGCGCCCCAGUAAGGCGGGCGGGGCGGCUGUCGGUGGAUCAACCGGUCGGAGCCCGCGGCCUCUCGAUCCCCUCCUCCCCGGUGUUUAUGCUGAAGCCUGUGGAGAUGGGAGGGAAGCAGAGCACGGCGGCCCGCUCCAGGACCACUUUCCCCGGCGUGUCGACGGACGACAGCGCCGUGCACGCCGCUCACUACGGCCACUACCGGAGCGGCGUCAACGCCAUGGGGCUGAGGACUCGCUCGGUGAGCAGCGUGGCCGGCAUGGAGCCGGCUCAUCCCUUCGGGCUGUACGGCGGCGGAGCGCGCUCGGGAGGUGGCGGCGGCGGCGGCGGUCGAGCGGGAGACGGAGGCGAGCAAGGAAGCGGUACCGGAGGAGGAGGAGGAGGCGGCGGCGUCGUGCCCGGCGCUGGGCCCGAGUCGGCGGGCAACGGUUACCAGGAGACGGGAGGACCGGGCGCCCGCGAGCUGCAGCUGUACCUGGGCUCGCGCGCGGCAGCCGCGCUCUCCGACUCGCUGCCGCUGCACCUGGCGCCGCGCUGGUUCAGCGCGCACAGCGGUUUCAAGUGCCCAAUUUGUUCAAAAUCUGUAGCUUCCGACGAGAUGGAGAUGCACUUUAUAAUGUGUCUCAGCAAACCACGACUCUCCUAUAAUGAUGAUGUGCUGAGUAAAGAUGCUGGGGAAUGUGUAAUCUGUUUGGAGGAGCUUCUGCAAGGAGACACAAUAGCCCGGCUUCCUUGUCUGUGUAUCUACCAUAAAAGCUGUAUAGACUCGUGGUUUGAAGUGAACAGAUCAUGCCCAGAGCACCCUUCCGACUGACCUCUCCUGGCCUGCAGCUGCUUACAGCCUUCUGUUAAAGAGCGCUUUGCUCACUUUGGCUAAACCUUUACCUGGAGGUUAAGAAUCUGAAAUGGUCGGUUUACCCCAAAACUGAAAAUUCCAGCACCGGUUUUGCACAGCAGAAAGAAAAAGCAACAAACCAAAUUUCUGCAUCCCAAACCAGGAUAAAGGAGGAAGUAUGUGAAGGUCAACGGGCAGUGGAAUGAUCAUGUCAGCCCUAGAAUAAUGUAACGGCUGUCAACUGAUUCAAUUAAUGAAAUGCCUAUAUGGAAUAAAAAGAGGAAAAGGACUAGCCAAACAGAGCAUGAUUGCUUUUUGGAUUUGAGAGUGCUGUGCAAAAGACAGGUCUCUGGGAUAUUACUCCAAGGAGGCAACCACAACAGGGUUACAGUAGCAAAGGAGAGUGGAAUUUCACAUGUGUUGACCAAGUUCUGAAAAUGCCAGAAUGUAAAGCAUUGAGUGUCUGUGGGCUUGUAGUUGUGUCCAUGAUGUGUUUACACAGUGUCCAGUGUAGUCAGCGUGUUCUUGCUGAUGUGUGUACAGGCACAAGCACUCUCCCGAUUUCCUUCCAUCCCACUUUGUGACAGAUGAUGCCAAAAUUUAUCAAAAAACAGACCUCGCUAUUGUUCUGCAAGGAUUUCUUCCUUGUCAACGGUUUUCCGCCAGAAAGUCUCUGCACUAAUAUUUGAACAUGGACUCUGUCUUCUUGAGCUCUGCAACUUUGUGCUACAGAACGGCACAUUCAUUCUUAAACAGUUGAAAUCUUUUCCUCCCCAAAGCCCUUAUGGAAAUUUUAUGGCUUCAGUUUCCACCAGAGAUAAGUGAAUCUCUCCUGCUGUUAAAGAUAUCAAUUUUACUUCAGCUUGAAAUGUAGCCUGAAUAUUCAGGCCAGUGUAUUAAUAACAGCCUGGGAAAGAUGCUCUCUUUGUUUGUUGAGGUGUUUUGAUAUGGUGUACCAUCACGAUGUUCAAUAAACUAUUGAAUUAGCAUUUACAUUAACUUAUGUUAGACAAAACUUAAACUGAAUAAAGAGUUCCCUUUCCUGAUCUUAUUUUGCCACAAACAACUUCACACGUGAACUAAAUAGCAUGGCAUAAUUUUUUUUUUACUACUUUGGUUGAAUAGGCUUCAAGUAAGUCUCAGGAAAUGCAAUGGACCUGCACGUGACCCAGAUAUGGGUAGUUCUCCACUUUCUUUAGGGACUACAGUGACAUUGAACAGCCAUGUUAUAGCAACAAGGGCUCUGAGUGUUUGAUCAGAGCUGUGGAGUGUUGCUGCUACCCGGCAAUGUGUUUACAAGGUUUUGCAAGUUGACAGGAGUAACUGAGACCAGGACUCAUGAUCCCGUGCUCUGUGAUCCUGUAGAGCUCCCGAGCAGAGCCAGUCCGCUGACCUCGACAAACCUAAACUUGCUAGGUAGAGCCAACCAUUUUAUCAGGGAGUUGACCCUUGCUGCAGCAUUUACUAAUAAACGAAAUGGUAUUUUGUUUUCCAAAAACUAGUGUUUAUUGUUGAUGAACCCUCAGACAAACAGAUCAGUGAUUAAGUUUUUCAAGAAAGAAAGCAAAUUGGAUUUGUAGACUGAAUAUUUAGAAGGAAAAUGAGGACCAUUCACACCAGCAUUUCUAUUAAAAAUUGUGGUUGCCAGCUGAUUCUGGAAUCACAAUAUGAAAUUGCACUAGUAUUCAAAAAAAACAUUUGAGACUAUGCUGCUAGCAGUUUGGGGUACUUUCAGUCACUGCAUGACAAGCAGAAAGUUUGAGUGUGAGAUACAUUGCUGCAAGAAAUGUGUGCUUUUCCUAGAAAUGUGAGUAGAUCUAGCACUUCCUGGAACUCUGUACAGUCAUUGUGAAAUUAAUGUUUUGAUGUGGUGGGUUACGGGCUUUCCCAUAUGUACAGCGAUUGACUUGCAUAGCAGGAUGGUAUUGCUGCUUUUUUUAACGUGUGUUUUGUUCUAUCCUCUGCUUUUACAUUACGUAAUGGUUUCACUGUGUUUUCUGUUUAUUUGAAUGAGUUAACCAGAUGUCACACUGGUGAAGUCUCCGUAAAGGGCGCGUUUACCCAUAUGAAGAUGUUCAGAGAGCCAGUGAAACAGGAACUUUUCUUUUAUAAUAAAGCUUUGAUUUAAAGAUGUUGCACAAUACACAGCACAUUUAUAAUGACUUAAAGUAAUGCACUUUUUGUUUAUCGUGUAUUAUAUUUUAUUUUAGUUUACUGGAUGCUUUUGCACUGCUUUUAAUCUGAUACAGAUUCUCACCUAGGUUGUCCUGUUUUUCAAGGUGAUCGUUGUGAAACGUAAAUCUAAAUCUAUAUGCUUAAUUUUGAAUGCUUUGUGUAAUUAUUAUUACUCUGAUUUAUGCAAUUGCGGUGCCUUGAGUUUAACCAUUUUUGGUGCUCUCAUUGAGCCUAUUCAUUUUCAGCCUUUUCUAAAUAUUAAUUAUGGCCUGUCUUUAAUAUUUUUGUUGGACACGAGGGAGAUUGGUUAUUCCCAGUGUAUUUGACCCGACUAAAAUAUUCUCUUUUAAAUCUCACGAAUAUCACAUCUCAAUUCAAAAAUUGAGAAUUCUCACUUUAAAUGUGAGAAGGAAAUAAUGAAGCAAAAAGUCUAAAAUGGCAUCAGUUCUCUUUCUUCUCUACCCACAAAACUUCUUUGCAGUUUAUCCUCUGCAGCUGUAUUUUUGACAUUUGACAAAUGUGUAAGAGCUGAGCCCUUAUUUCAGCAGUGCACUGUGGUUUGUUGCACUGUCUGAGUCUAACUGCACUAGGUUUAGCAUUAAACUAUUUCCGUCAUCUACGAGUACAGUUGAGGAGCCCAGUUAAAUAGAAAUUAUGAAAUCAAGUCAAUUGGUUUAAUGUUAAACAUCCCUAUGUAAACAUUACACAUAUGCUUUUAAAAGGAAUUAAAAAGAGAAUACAUUGAAAAUACCUAGGCCCUGUAAUAUUUUGAAACAUAUGUUGCAAUCCUCCUCAGAAAUUGUGGGUUGGUAAAUGAUUACAAUAUAAAAAAAUGAAUCUAAAAUCCCACAAAUGUUUCUACCAAUAGUUUUUAAUAUAAUUUUUAUGAAAGGCUAUAUACAAGGAGCAGUACCACAGAAUGUGGGACAGAGUUGGUCAUUUCUCGCAUGAUGCCCUUGGUGGUUUUUGCUAAGCCAGGACUGAUCACUUCCCCUCAGAUGGGAAGUGUAGUUCAACAGGUACGCCACCACAGGCCACAUUGAUUCAGAGGGCUUAUCAGCUGCUCUGGUAGAGAGGUUUGGAGUUAAGCCAACUUUUGGCAGCCUCAAAUGAUGGAAGGUGAAGUGAGAAGAUAAAACAGCUACCGUGGGGGAAAAUUAUGCUCUAUUUAAAUAAGUAAAAUGCUUUGCUGACAUUAUGCUAAUUUACCAAUAAAUAAUUUUACAUGUAUUAUAUUUGCCUCGCAAUGAAUUAUAGGUUGAAGAUGAAUUUUGUGAUCUCAUCUUUGGUUUUAAAAUUGAAGAAAUUAAAUUGUUGGCAUGCAAAAAAAUAAGUAUCUGAUUACCAUGUUAACAUCUCUCAAGGGUAGUUUAAGCUUGUGUGAUUAAAAAUACACUCAUCAAGUGUCAUCAUCUCUAAUUGACCACUGGGUGUCCACUUACAAAUAACACUGUCCCACAUAUACUAUCUGGACACCAGCUUUAAAAAAAGUGAGCAACAAAAUGUCACUUUAGCACCAAGCCACUUAUAAAUGUUACAUAGCUAAAGAUUUAUAUUCAUUUUUGACAUAUCCAAUUUUAUUAUUGUACUGAACAAUCACCAAUAGCAAGUGCCAUGAAUUAGAUGAAAGUAUCCUGCCGCUUAAUGUAUCCACUUUUGCUCCACAUCCCUUGCCUAACAACUUUAUCUUUCUGCAAGUUUUGAUUGGGUUGAGUGAGGUAGAGGGAAGGCAGGGUAAAUUUGCUCACUAUAGUUCCAGACUGCAGUUCCAGUUCUUCACACAUUUCCAAAUAGCUUGAUUCUAAAUUUUGAGAUAUUGUAAAAUUCUAAUUGGUCUUGAGUCCUCCACUAUUAGGUAUGAAACGAGCAAGACUAAGCUGUGAUCUAAGUGAGGUAAAACAAUGUCCGAUGCUCUAGGGAAUACAUAUCAAGUUUAUGCAAUUCAAAUUGAAUCCCCUAAAUCUAGUCUCAUUUUCAUUCAUCAGCAUUGCACUCCUUCUGAGAUGAUUAAAUUCUUCCUGAAAAGGGUGCAAAUAUUAACACUGUAUCCCAGCUGUACACAAAUAUAUAUGUUCACAUUUUAUAAUCCAGCCCUUUCUCCCAUCUCACAGUUAACUGGAAUAAUAUUUAAUAAAAUUCAUCUACUUGGACUCCCAAAUCAAUAUUACACCAUUGUUUAAGGUGUAGAAGAUUCUGCAGUUCAUCUUUCUUAGCUUUUUAAGUGGAUGAUCUGCCAAUUGUCCAAUUGUAAAUUCUGUUUACUGUAGUUAUACCUUACACUUAAACAAUCUAUGAUCAUUUUGACCUUCUGCUCUUCUUGCUGCUUAGCGGAGUUUAGUGUCAUCCAGAUAAUUGCUUUAUUUAAUCUGAAUCAUUAAAGUAAUAAUGGGAAAUUGGGACCCCUGAACAAAUCCCACGCAGUGAAUCGGCCUUUAAGAAUGGAAUAGGGUAUCACAUGUUACAUCGGUUAAUCAGUUUACUACCUUUAAUCCCUUCUCCCUCUUGACCAAUUUCCAAGCCAAGUUAAAGGCUCAUAUAUUCAGCCGGUCUAUCCUGAUGACUGUUUUGAGUAGCUGCCACACAGCUGAUGAUAAACAGUCAGGCAGGCAGGCAGGCCUGCAAUCUCUGCUACAGUAUAUUUAACAGUUCCAAAUCUAUGGUUCCAAUGGCACCAUUGCUAAUGCAUGAAAAGUUUGAAAGUUUUUGACUGAUAUCUCCAUCAUUUUCUCACUUCAUGGGUUGAAAGCCACUAGAUCCUGGAGAUUUAUCUAUUCCUGUCUUGUUAUUUGCCUCUUUCUCACAUUCAUUUAUUUUUAGUUUCCUUCCAAAGUACCGCUGUAUUUAAGUCUUCCUUUACUGUGAAAUCAAAUGCCAACCACUCAUUCAAUCACCAUGUCUCUCUAUUGUGAUAUCUAUGACAAUAUCCUGGCAUAGUUAGAAAUUCUUAGUUUUCAUUAUUAAUAGCAUUAAUUAGUUGAAAGUUUUUUUUUCUUUACGGUUCGUAGCGUUUAGUUGUAAAUGCUUCAGCAAUUUAAUUAAUAUUUUCCACAAUGUAACAGUGGAAUUACACAGAUGAAGCAGCCUCUGCCUCUUUAUUUCCCUCAUUCUCCACAGUAAAAUGUACUUGGCUUUCAGAUGUUGAGCCCAGUAAAGAAAACAUCUAACUUGCUUUAUUCUUUAACAAGAGCAUUAUACGCAAUCAAAAAGCUUGAUGGCGAACAGUGAGCGUACAUGGGAGUUUGUCAUAAAUCCUAGUCAUCCUUGUGAACGCACAUGUUGCCCCACUAAAUAUUAUCUGGUCAGAUGCAUGUAGGGGAGCCGGGGAAGGGGGAAAGUAGAUGUGUUAUAAAGCUUAACCAAGCAGAAUCACAAAAUGAAUUACAAAUGGCGUGUAUUCUGCUUCCCUUGCUGUACAAUCAUUCUGUGUGACUCGGGUGUUGCCUUAUUCAAAGAGUUGUCUUUAUGUCUUUGUGUAAAGAUGACGCUGAUGUAGCCAGAUCGGUGGAAGUGACCCAAGGUGAUUGCAUCUGAUAAUGUAAACCCUAGCUUUCUUUUUCAGACUAAUGCAUACAUUUAAAAUAUGGCAUGGAUCCUUGGACUUUAAAGCAGUAUUUGAAAAGAAUAGCAGCACAUCUAAACAAAAGCAGACUUUUCAAAGGUGAAAUACUGUAUAGAUGUGUGUCAUUAAUUUUCGAGUCAAUUUUUUUUUUAAGGACUUGAAUAUAAUGGGAUAAUCUUUCAGCUGUCCUAGUGUAUUUUACACUGCACUGUAAGCAGGCUUUCACCAGGUUCCAGUGAGAACGGAUGGGAUUUGUACGUAAUGCAGUUUCUUGAAAAAUGUUAAAUGUUUACAGGCAUAUGCUUUUUAUAUUUACUGAGUAGAAGUUGAUCCGAAAUUAACACCAAAAAAAUGAACUUCAUUUUAAACAAACAAUAUCCUGUAUGUUGAUGUAUAGUAUGUAUUUCGGAAUUAUGGAAAAUAAAAUCUACACAUUCCCACA
Messenger RNA from Amblyraja radiata (thorny skate), 7505 nucleotides. It is a transcript of the gene znrf1, whose product is annotated as zinc and ring finger 1. Gene Ontology annotation, molecular function: ubiquitin protein ligase activity. Gene Ontology annotation, cellular component: intracellular membrane-bounded organelle; membrane; cytoplasm. Gene Ontology annotation, biological process: protein K48-linked ubiquitination; proteasome-mediated ubiquitin-dependent protein catabolic process. Lineage: Eukaryota; Metazoa; Chordata; Chondrichthyes; Rajiformes; Rajidae. The record is from RefSeq and is a predicted model, not a curated record. The transcript has 5 exons. The coding region runs from base 580 to 1308 and encodes 242 amino acids.